GAGGAAAUCCGCUUCUUCCUAGCAACCGGCCUGGCGGCAGCGCGGCCACCAAACUGAGGAGGCGGAGCCGAGACGAGUCGGUACUGCGCUCUGACUCCUAGACCAGGUGUAAGUUUUUGAAAUUGAAGUAGGUCUACACAGUAGGAACCCAUGUCUUUUCUUGUAAGUAAACCAGAGCGGAUUAGGCGGUGGGUCUCGGAAAAGUUCAUUGUUGAGGGCUUAAGAGAUUUGGAACUAUUUGGAGAGCAGCCUCCGGGUGACACUCGGAGAAAAGCCAAUGAGGCGAGCUCGGAGUCCAUAGCAUCCCUCUCUAAACCGGAGAACAUGGGCAGCUUUCUGCCAGAGGGCGGGUGUUAUGAGCUGCUCACCAUCAUAGGUAAAGGAUUUGAGGACUUAAUGACAGUGAAUUUAGCCAGAUACAAACCAACAGGAGAAUAUGUGACAGUACGAAGGAUCAACCUAGAAGCUUGUUCCAAUGAGAUGGUGACAUUCUUGCAGGGGGAGCUUCAUGUCUCUAAACUCUUCAGCCAUCCCAAUAUAGUGCCAUAUCGAGCCACCUUCAUCUCAGACAAUGAGCUGUGGGUCGUCACAUCAUUCAUGGCAUAUGGUUCUGCAAAGGAUCUCAUUGGCACACACUUCAUGGACGGCAUGAAUGAACUGGCGAUUGCAUACAUCCUGCAGGGGGUGCUGAAGGCCUUGGACUACAUCCACCACAUGGGCUAUGUGCACAGGAGUGUCAAGGCCAGCCACAUUCUGAUUUCUACGGAUGGGAAGGUCUACCUGUCCGGUCUACGCAGCAACCUCAGCAUGAUCAGCCAUGGGCAGCGGCAGCGUGCAGUCCAUGAUUUUCCAAAAUACAGUGUCAAGGUCCUGCCGUGGCUCAGCCCAGAAGUUCUCCAGCAGAAUCUUCAGGGUUAUGAUGCCAAGUCUGAUAUCUACAGUGUGGGGAUCACAGCGUGUGAACUAGCUAAUGGCCAUGUCCCCUUCAAGGAUAUGCCUGCCACUCAGAUGCUGCUAGAGAAGCUGAAUGGCACAGUGCCCUGCCUCCUGGACACCAGCACCAUCCCAGCCGAGGAGCUGACCAUGAGCCCCUCACGUUCCAUUGCCAACCCUUGCCUGAACGACAGCCUGGCCACUAGCAGCCUCCGGCCUUCCAACGGUGACUCGCCUUCCCACCCGUACCACCGAACCUUCUCCCCCCACUUCCACCACUUUGUGGAGCAGUGCCUUCAGCGCAGCCCUGACGCAAGGCCGAACGCCAGCACCCUCCUGAACCACUCCUUCUUCAAGCAGAUCAAGCGACGUGCCUCCGAGGCCUUGCCCGAAUUGCUUCGCCCUGUCACCCCUAUCACCAACUUUGAGGGCAGCCAGACUCAGGAUCACAGUGAACUCUUUGGCCUGGUGACAAACCUGGAAGACCUGGAGGUGGAUGACUGGGAGUUCUGAGCCAAUGCAGCCUGCAUCCUCCAGUGGGGUGGGGUGUGAGCCCCGGGGGCCCUUCCUGAGGAUCAGCACCUACCUCUAGGUGCAGACUGGGUAGAAAGGACAUUAUGCUGGCAGAGCUGGCUGCCAGCUGCUUGAAAGGACAUUCUGAAGAGACUUCACUGUUUUUGUGGCUUUUGAAAAGACACAGGGAGUCCCAGUCACCAGGGACUUGGAGAGACCCGGAAGCUGACAUCCUGUUCUGUGAGCUUGGGGCCUCUGUAGAAGGAAGAGACACUGCUGUAGCCCCGAGGCUGAAGUCCAAGCCCAGAGCUUAACUCACGACCCAGGGACCCUGUACUUCCUCUUCCCCGCACUCUCUCCUCCCAGGCUGUUGCACUCAUGUUCUGUGCUCCCAGAUCCUGUGGGGCUAAAUGGGGGACAAGUCCUAAGCAUCCUGCCCCUGCCCUGCCCUCAGGCGUCUCCCCAGUUUUCUGUCUUUAAGCACCAGGGCCGGGUCAUCCUCAUCCCCACCUCUCUCUUGGGCCCUGACACCUGAAACCUCUUAGCUCGGCUGCCUGUUACACUCCUUCCCAAGAAUCCGCCAAUGCCCCUGCCAGCUGCUGCCUUGGUGCCUCCUUCAAGGGCCAUAAAUGUCUUGCCUCGUCUGAGGGCUUGAGUAA
This is a messenger RNA of Arvicola amphibius (Eurasian water vole), 2105 nucleotides long. It is a transcript of the gene Strada, whose product is annotated as STE20 related adaptor alpha. Lineage: Eukaryota; Metazoa; Chordata; Mammalia; Rodentia; Cricetidae. Gene Ontology annotation, molecular function: protein kinase activity; protein serine/threonine kinase activator activity; ATP binding. The coding region runs from base 151 to 1446 and encodes 431 amino acids. Gene Ontology annotation, biological process: protein phosphorylation. The transcript has 14 exons. The record is from RefSeq and is a predicted model, not a curated record.